AUGAACCUCACAAAGCACUGCCGCCCUGUAAUUGAAAGAUUCCGCUCAAGACUUAGCCUGUGGAAAUCCAAGACGCUGUCACUAGGGGGACGCCUUACACUAUCCAAGGCUGUCCUUGGCAGUCUACCCACCUUUUAUUUCUCACUGUUUGUUGCCCCUGCAAGUGUUAUUAAAACUUUGGAGAAGCUUCGUCGGAAUUUUCUUUGGGGUGGUGCGGAGGAAUCGAGGAAGAUAAAUUGGGUCAAGUGGCAGAAAGUAUUAUCCCCAAAAAACGCAGAUGUUGGAUCCGACGAAGACACUGUGUUCUGGCAAGAUAGGUGGAACGGGGCUGCAACACUGAAGGAUUCCUUUCCGGAGCUCUAUAAAUUGGAAAGGCACAAGAAAUGCAAAGUCUCUGAUCAAAUAACAACCGAUGGUCUGGUUUGGAACUGGAAAUCAAGCCCUACCUCACCUGAUGAAAGAAGCCAACUUGAGGCGAUCAUUGCUCGGGCCGAAGUCCAUCACCCAUUAUCCAGGCGAGAUAAAUGGAUUUGUAAUCUCUCCCAUGAUGGUACAUUCCAGGUGAGGUCACUCAGAUCACAAAUUGACGAAAGGAAUGAAAGUAGUGAUGAGGCGGUGAUAGAUUGGAUACAUGACAUCCCGAUAAAGGUGAGUUGCUUUAUGUGGAGGGCAGUUCUAGAUCGGCUGCCUACCGCUACAACCCUAAUCAGACGUGGUAUUCAACUUCCAUCCCCCACAUGCACCUGGUGUGGAUUAGAACCUGAAGACACCGACCACGUCAUUCUCCGUUGUCCAAAAGCUAUGAUGGUUUGGGAAUGGAUAAUUCGGUGGUGUGAGAUUCCUGACUUGCAUUUCACACAUACAAAAGACCUGGUGGAAUUCACUUCCAAAUGGGGAACAUGUCAUAAAAAACGGAGGACGCUAAUUGCUAUUUGCUAUGGGACAGCAUGGCUCUUAUGGAAGGCACGAUGCGACUGGAUCUUCAAGAAAACUCGAUCUUCACCUGCUGUGGUGGCUGAUAUGAUCAAAUCGACAGUCUUCACAUGGGUCAAACAUAGGAGAACUAAGUGCACAUUUCGUUGGAUGAACUGGUGUGUAAACCCGUUUAAAUGUGUAUAA
Molecule: messenger RNA, 1119 nt
Organism: Lactuca sativa (garden lettuce)
Lineage: Eukaryota; Viridiplantae; Streptophyta; Magnoliopsida; Asterales; Asteraceae
Product: putative ribonuclease H protein At1g65750
Source: RefSeq, a predicted model, not a curated record